This is a messenger RNA of Ceratina calcarata, 1062 nucleotides long. RefSeq names its product major facilitator superfamily domain-containing protein 12. Gene Ontology annotation, cellular component: plasma membrane. The annotation marks the transcript as partial. The record is from RefSeq and is a predicted model, not a curated record. Gene Ontology annotation, molecular function: symporter activity. The transcript is spliced from 5 exons. Gene Ontology annotation, biological process: carbohydrate transport. NCBI's taxonomy places the organism in Eukaryota, Metazoa, Arthropoda, Insecta, Hymenoptera, Apidae.
AUUCUAGGUACUCUGUGUGUACUAUUUGCAUUUCCAUUUAUAUUCUCUCAUUGUGUUGGAUGUGAAACUUCUCACCAAUGGGCACAAUUAAUCUAUUAUGCAGCCUUCGUCAUCAUCUUUCAGUUUGGUUGGGCUGCAGUGCAAAUAUCACAUUUAUCAUUAGUUCCAGAACUUACGCCUACCGAGCAUGAAAGAACAGAACUCAUAGCAAUUAGAUACAGUUUUACUGUACUCUCAAAUGUCUUUGUUUACUGCAUAACAUGGGCAGUGUUGCACAUGACAAAUACUGAAGAAUCCAGCUCUCAAAUUGGUCCUAACGAUGCAAAAAAAUUUCAGGAAGUUGUUUUUAUUGGAAUAGGCAUAGGAAGUGUAACAACUAUUUUAUUUCAUGUCGUUGUUAAAGAAAAUCUUAUUAACAACUCUAAUGGUCUCUUAGGCAGAAAUUCAAGAACAGUAUCAACAUUGUUGAAAGAUGUUCAAUUAUACAAAGCAGCUUGUGUAUAUAUGUUUACUCGUUUAUUUGUAAAUUUAUCACAAAUUUAUAUUCCUUUAUACUUGCACGUAUCAUUAAAUAUGCCAGCAAUAUCUUUGGCUAUAAUUCCCUUAAUAAUCUAUUUGAGUAGUUUUAUGAUGUCCUUUGUUGUAGAAAGAUUAAAUGCAAAAUUAGGUAGAAAAAACUCAUAUUGUUUUGGUGUUUCAUUGGGUAUAUGUGCUUGUAUUUGGAUACAAUUUGGUGCUGGCUUAUCAUUUACGAAAUACCAGAUCUAUCCAGUAUCAUUAAUAUUAGGAUUUGCUGAAUCCAUUAUGUUAGUGACUAGUCUUGGUAUUACAGCAGAUUUCAUAGGUCAAAAUGUGGAUAGUGGCGCAUUUGUGUACGGUAUCAUGAGUUUCACAGAUAAACUUUCUAACGGUUUAGCAGUUAUACUUAUUCAAUAUCUAAGCGGAUGGGUUAGUAGCAACUAUUACUACAGAGACGUGUUAGUUUAUGUUUGUGGUGGUUCGGCAAUACUUGGCUUGUUAAUGAUGUUGUUUAUUAAACCAUUUCAUCAGAGAGGUAUAUAU